Messenger RNA from Tremella mesenterica DSM 1558, 1515 nucleotides. RefSeq lists its product as uncharacterized. Bases 1 to 1515 code for a protein of 504 amino acids. The transcript has 12 exons. The record is from RefSeq and is a predicted model, not a curated record. NCBI's taxonomy places the organism in Eukaryota, Fungi, Basidiomycota, Tremellomycetes, Tremellales, Tremellaceae. Gene Ontology annotation, biological process: transmembrane transport. Gene Ontology annotation, molecular function: transmembrane transporter activity.
AUGACCUCUAGUAUCGCCAAAGAGAAAGAAAAAGAACGAGAUCCGGAAGUUGGACAAGACGAUGCGACUUUGGUCGAAACUGAUCGUAUCCAGUCGGGGGGUGAUGAGGAGAAGCAGCAAGAUGAAUGGAUUGUGAAAUGGGAUGGACCUGACGAUCCAGAAGAUCCUUUAAAUACACCUGAGAUGAAAAAAUGGAUAAUGACUGCCGUCUUGGCCAAUGCGUGCGCCUGUGUAACUUGCUGUUCGUCCAUGGCUGCAGACGCUUAUGCGGGGAUGGAAAAACGAUUUGGCGUUUCACAGGAGGUUUGUAUAUUAAGCGUCUCUCUCUUCGUCGCUGGUUUAGGAGUUGGUCCUUUGUUUCUUGGACCCAUAUCGGAGUUUGUGGGUCGAAGUAAGGUGUUACAUUACAGCUUUGGUGCUUUCUUUUGUAAGUAUUUUCAUCCUUCUGAAUCCAACAAAAUCGCCGUUCACUUGGUAUUCAGAUUUUUGACAGGAUUCGGAGGUUCAGCUUUCCUCUCAGUAUCAGGAGGAGCAAUCACGGAUGUCUUUCGAAAUGAGAAGGUCGGAACACCAAUGCUUGCCUUUUCCGCUAGUCCAUUCAUCGGACCUGUACUCGGACCUUUGAUAUCUGGGUUCAUCAACCAAAAUGCUUAUUGGCGUUGGACGUUUUACGUCGUCUUGAUAUGGGCUGGCGUGAUGCUCGUUCUGCUGGUGGUUUUCGUUCCGGAGACAUACAACAGUGAGCUUUUACGACGAAAAGCUAUCAGGCUCCGUAAGCAGACAGGGGAACAAAGAUGGAGAGCACCUGUAGAGUUAUCGGAUAGGACUUUUGUACAAGCGUUGAAGACGAGUAUCCAAACGCCAUUCAUUUUGAUGUCCACUCAAUUGAUGGUGUUAUUCCUGGAUCUUUGGUCUUCCAUCAUUCUCGGAAUCCUCUAUCUAUCCUUCGGUGGUAUUAACUAUAUCUUUCGAACUCAAUAUGGAUUCACGUUAGAGCAGACCGGUCUGGCGUUCUUAGGUAUUGGUGCCGGUCAGGUCAUAGCUGUCUUCACUCAACCGUAUUUCAAUAGACACUACAAACGAGUCGCCCUUGCCAAUGGCGGCAAAGCUCCUCCAGAAGCUCGUCUCAUAGCUGGUUGUUACGGCGCCGUCCUCUGUCCUCUCGGAUUGCUCCUCAUGGGAUUGACAAGUUUCAAGAAUGUCCCAUGGAUUAUCCCUAUCCUCUGUUCGAGUUUUUUCGGUUGGGGUAUGGUAUAUAGUUUCACCAGUACUUUUACUUACUUGGUCGAUGCAUAUAGACCUGUGGCCGCCAGCGCUUUAGCUUCUAAUUCAUUCAUGAGAUCCGCCUUCGCAGCUGGGUUUCCCUUAUUCGGUGAACAAUUAUACGAACGAUUAGGUGCUGUAGGGGGGACUUGUCUAUUAGGCGGUUUAAUGUGUCUUACCAUACCACUUCCUUUCAUAUUCCAUCGUUUAGGUGCUAGAAUACGAUCUAGAUGUGAUGUAGCUUCUCAGUAG